Molecule: messenger RNA, 792 nt
Organism: Dictyostelium discoideum AX4
Lineage: Eukaryota; Evosea; Eumycetozoa; Dictyosteliales; Dictyosteliaceae
Exons: 5
Coding region: 1-792 (263 amino acids)
Source: RefSeq, a predicted model, not a curated record
AUGAAAAAGUUUUAUUUUAUUUUAAUAACAAGUAUUGCAUUUAUAUUUCAAUAUAUUUAUAAUAAUAGUGGUUAUUUCAUUAAUACAAUAAGUGAAAACUCAGAGAUAUCAAAUUACAAACCAUACAAUUUCAAAUAUUACAACAUGAGUCAAGGUGCAAAGUGUAUAGUCAUUGGUGGUACCGGUGCAACUGGAAAACAUUUAAUUCGUGAGUUGAUUGACUCAAAAUUCGUUCAAGUUACAUCUUUAGUUAGAAAAGAAGAUCUUUCUAUCCAAAAUGAAAAAUUAAAACAAGUUGUAGUUGACUUUGAUAAAUUAGAAGAUUAUAAAGAAGAAUUUAAAGAUAAGGAUGCUGCAUUUAAUGUUUUGGGUACAACUAGAAAACAAGCAGGUAGUGCAGAAAGAUUCAGAGAGAUUGAAUUAGGUAUUUCAUCAAAAUUUGCAGACCUAUCAAAAGAAUCUGGUGUACGUUCUAUGCAUUUAUUAACAUCAACAGGUUCAAAUCCAAAUUCAUUUUUCCUUUAUCCAAAAGUUAAAGGUGAAAUCGAAGAAAAGAUGAAAAAAGAAGGUUUCCAUUAUCUCUCAAUAUUCAGACCAGGAUUUUUAGAUAGAGGAGUCGGAGAUCGUUGGAUUGAAAAUGUCUUUAUUAAAGUAGUUUCACCAAUGAAGGUUUCAACACUUGCAAAAGCAAUGAGAAUUGAAGCUGAAAAUGAACUUUUAAAUUCACCACCAUCAAAUACAGUUAAAAUUUACUCAAAUAAAGAAAUAUAUGAGAUUGUUGGUGAAAAAUAA